AUGCGCGUGUCGCCGCACGCGCUCGAAACGCACCUGAACCAAAAGCAAACUCCUCAGACUCCUCCCUCCUCCUCCCUUCGGUUUCUCUCAUCCUCUCCCUCCCCCCCCUGGUCCUCUAUGCUCAAUUCGGUGUGUGUAUCCUCUUUUAAAGGGCGCAAGGGUGGGAACAAGUCGUCCAACAAAGCAUGUUACAGCGCAGACAUGACUUGUCCGUCGGAAAGCGAGAAAAUCGUGAUAAACUGCGGGGGGGUGCGGCAUGAGACCUACCGGAGCACCCUAAAAACGCUGCCCGGCACCCGGCUGUCGUGGCUCACCGAGCCGGACGCGUUCAGCAACUUUGACUACGACCCCAAAUUGGACGAGUUCUUCUUCGACCGCCACCCGUCCGUCUUCUCCUUCAUCCUCAACUACUACCGCACCGGGAAGUUGCACUGUCCCAACGACGUGUGCGGUCCCCUGUUCGAGGAGGAGCUGGCCUUCUGGGGCAUCGAUGAGACGGACGUGGAGGCGUGCUGCUGGAUGAACUACCGACAGCACCGGGACGCGGAGGAGGCGCUGGACAGCUUCGAGACUCCGGAGCCGGACGCGCCGGACGACGACCCGGCGCUGGGGGGCGCGGACGGGGACCUGAAGAGGCUGUGCAUGCAGGAGGACGCCAGGAGAUCCGGCUUUUGGAAAAUCUGGCAGCCCCGAAUAUGGGCUCUGUUCGAAGACCCGUACUCCUCCAAAUACGCCCGGUAUGUAGCAUUUAUGUCCCUUUUCUUCAUCCUCAUCUCCAUCUCCACUUUCUGCAUGGAAACGCACGAGGCCUUCAACACCAUCAUAAACAAGACAGAGAACGUCACCAUUGGAAACUUCACUCGUGAAGAGAUUUCAUACGAAGUGGUGACCGACAGCUGGUUGACAUACGUGGAGGGUGUGUGCGUCAUUUGGUUCACCAUUGAGGUCUUGCUGCGAGUCACCUUCUGCCCAGACAAGUUGGAAUUCUUCAAAAGUGCCCUCAACAUCAUCGACUUUGUUGCCAUCCUGCCCUUCUAUCUGGAGGUUGGUCUGAGUGGUCUGUCCUCCAAAGCUGCCAAGGAUGUCCUGGGGUUCCUCCGUGUUGUCCGGUUUGUCCGGAUUCUCCGAAUCUUCAAGUUGACCCGCCAUUUUGUGGGUCUCCGUGUCCUUGGCCACACUCUUCGUGCCAGCACCAAUGAAUUCCUCCUGCUCAUCAUCUUCUUGGCCCUGGGUGUCCUCAUCUUUGCCACCAUGAUCUAUUAUGCUGAGAGGAUCGGUGCAGAUCCAGAUGACCCAACUGCCAGUGCCCACACCAACUUCAAGAACAUUCCAAUCGGGUUUUGGUGGGCUGUUGUGACCAUGACCACACUGGGUUAUGGCGAUAUGUACCCGGAGACGUGGUCAGGAAUGCUGGUGGGUGCGCUGUGUGCCUUGGCUGGUGUACUUACCAUUGCCAUGCCUGUACCCGUCAUUGUCAACAACUUUGGCAUGUACUACUCCCUGGCUAUGGCGAAGCAAAAGCUGCCCAAAAAGAAGAACAAACAUAUCCCUCGAGCACCACAACCUGGUUCCCCCAACUACUGCAAGCCCGACGCCUUGGCUAUGGCUACCGCAUCACCGCAAAGGCUCUUGGGGAAUGUCUUAGGAGGAGUGAUGGGAUCCGGAGGCAUUAGAGGGGAUUGCCCUCUUGCCCAAGAGGAAAUCAUAGAGAUCAACAGAGAUUCCAAGCAGAAUGGUGACGCAGCCUCGGCCGCCUUAGCUAAUGAGGACUGCCCCACCAUCGACCAGGUGCUGAGCCCCGACGAGCGGAGCCCUAUUGGGCGAGGGCCUACUCGGGAACGCUACCAGCAGGACAGAGCCUGCUUCCUACUCAACACCAGGGAAUUCCGUGCCACAGAUGGGAAUGUGCGGAAAGAGGCAGCAGCCCUGGCACCCAGCCCAGACUCCCCUCUGACUGAGGAUUGGUAUAAGAUGGAGGGGUCUCUGCUACAGCAGGACCUCAAUGCAAACUCCACCUCCUCCUGGAUCAAACCAUAG
Messenger RNA from Menidia menidia (Atlantic silverside), 2037 nucleotides. Lineage: Eukaryota; Metazoa; Chordata; Actinopteri; Atheriniformes; Atherinopsidae. The record is from the annotation of a GenBank genome assembly.